Molecule: messenger RNA, 1803 nt
Organism: Suillus bovinus
Lineage: Eukaryota; Fungi; Basidiomycota; Agaricomycetes; Boletales; Suillaceae
Exons: 5
Coding region: 1-1803 (600 amino acids)
Source: RefSeq, a predicted model, not a curated record
AUGGCCCUGCCAAAACCUGUUGAAGAAUCCCCCCUGACCUCACUGGCGAUAGGCAACUGUGUGGGUAUGGGUAACCCGUACGGGUCACAGGCUAAAGCAGCACUUGAAGAGAGACUUGAAGCUUCCGGACCGUCAAAGAAGUGCAUGAUUGAUGCAAAUGGCACAAGUGCGGUCUCCAACAAGUCGAAGAAGGCAAAACAAAAUCCUCCCGCAGAUAUAUCCAAAGAUAGACCGGUAGCUGAGGCCUCUCCACCUCCAUCUGAUGUGAGAACGGCAGCAGAGCCUCGUAAGAUUCGCUGUGUCAUUGUUCGCACCGAGGAAGAGGAAGAAGCAUUGUAUAACAAUGCCAUUGUCAUUGAUGACAUGAGCGAGAAAAGUGGAGACGAGGCUGGUAGCAAGGCUUCAGGUCCAGAAAGUGCUGAGGACGAGCGAACAAGGCUCAUGAAAGAAUGGGUAUCACCUGUUUAUGCAUUCUUUGACCCAACUCCCCGCAUCACUGUGCAACCCGUACCCUUGCUGCAGGUGUGGGUUUUUCUCGGGGUGGGGGUGGGGGUUGACCUGCCGACACCCAUGGGUUCACCCAUGCAGAUCCCUAACUGGCGAGUUCUCGGAGGGCUCCGCGAUGUGGUCCAUGCGAGUAGCCCUGUUAAAGACCCUAAGGUCGAACAGGAGAGUACCUUAGCAUUGAAUACAGCUACAAACAUUAAUGUAUGGGAUCAAGGGGAUACGGUCCUCGAAAAGAUGGCUGAAAAUAUUACUUUCCACACUGCAAAUGAAAACAGUGGGAUCACUAGUGAGAGUGAUGAUGGUGACGACCGUCCUUGGAUCACAGUGGGCCGAAAGUGCCUCUGUGGUGGUAAUAUUUAUGAGCAGCAGGCCAAGACACCUGAAGGGCUCACCAGUGAACAGAUUGAAAUGGUAAAUAAAGCCAAUAGCAAGCUCACUGAGAAAGAACACCUCUCAAUAGAGAGGCAAGAAAUGAAUGUCAGCAGGCGAGAGCUUUCCCACCCCAUGGUGGGAUCAGACCCGAGAGGUGAAGGAACCUCGAAGGGGAAGGGCGUGGAUCCUGCCAAUUGGGGGGCACUGACAGAUGACGAGGACAUAAACCUUGAAGAGCAACGGGCAGCUCUAGAAUCCUACCAUAAGGCUAAGGAAGUUGCUGAGAGAUUGGAUCACUAUGCAUCCUCAGAAGAAAACAAAGAGAGCUGGCUGGGAGAUGGGGUUCAAAACUCCUCAAUGUUGCAGGACAUCUUCGAGCUAGCUGCCAGAGAGUGGCGGGCUGUGGAGGCGGCCGUUCAGAGAGCCGAAACCCGUCUCCACAAAGAAUACAAAGAAAAGUCGAAAGAAGUGCUUGCGCGCCCCCAGUCGUCUACUAAGUGGACCAGGAUCCAGGACCCGCCAGAGAUGGUGGAUGACCCUGUGAACAGACUGGUUAGUAAGGUUGUAAACCCGGAGACUAGCAAAAAAGAAUGGCAUCACACACCUAAGGCAAUGGAACCCGGUCGCACUAAAACCUCCAAAAAGUGUUCGAAGGGUAAACAAACCACCCUGAAACCAAUAGCACCUACCACAUAUGAUGGAGUGGUAGAUUCACAGGCCUUCCAUCAGUUCAUAACCGAAGGAAUGGCCUAUGUUAAAGACGGACGGGUUAAGCCCAAAAAGAGGGUGUUCGUGUUAUUACACUUCCUGAAAGGAAAGGCCCAUGAGUUCUAUAUACAAGAGGUAUCAGGAGACCCCUACCGGUGGAGACUCAAGGAGUUUUUCACCAAAAUGUUCAACUACUGCUUCCCUAUCAACUUUUGA